Messenger RNA from Leptomonas pyrrhocoris, 851 nucleotides. RefSeq lists its product as hypothetical. NCBI's taxonomy places the organism in Eukaryota, Euglenozoa, Kinetoplastea, Trypanosomatida, Trypanosomatidae. The transcript has a single exon. The record is from RefSeq and is a predicted model, not a curated record. Gene Ontology annotation, cellular component: EMC complex. The coding region runs from base 93 to 851 and encodes 252 amino acids.
AGCUGUGCGUAAACGCAAAUCCAAAAGAUCCCCCCUUCUUCCUCCCCUUAGAAGUACCUGUUAUCUCCCUCCGCCACACUCACUACCCCUUCAUGUCGUCCUCAGCCACCGUCGUUGCCUCGCCGGAGGCGUACACCAAGGCUCUCCUGCACUGCUACAAGUACCCAACGCAGCCCGUGAUGGGGAUGCUGGUCGGCAAGCGGCUGAGCGAGGAUGCCGGUGCGACGGGCAGUGGGGGUCAGAGCGGCACCACCGGCGGCAACAACGGGGCUGGAGGCAGCAGCGGCAGCAGCAGCAGCUUCGUCUCCGAUGCCGUCCCGCUCUUCCAUACGCUGCCCAUGACGGCGCCGAACCCGAUGCUGGAGGUGGCCUACGCCCACGUGCAGUACGCCGCCUGCACCACCGGCCAGUCCCUCAUCGGCGUGUACAUCGCGAACGAGCGAUUGAUGGACAACAAGGUGGCGCCCAUCACGAAGAAGAUGCUUGAUGCCCUGCAGGCCCGCAUGCCGUCGCAGACGAAGCUGCUGGUGUGGUUCAUCAACAACGAGUGCCUCACCUCGCCACCAGUGGGUCUGGCGAUCACCUCGCUCACGGCGGACCGGUGCAACCCGGAGAAGGCGAUCCCCCUACCGUCGCAGGCCUCGGCCGAAGAGUCGAUUACGUUUGGCCGCUGGAACUCUGACACACUGGCGCCUGGCGCGACGGUGACGGAGGAGGGCGUGAUGGAGACGGUGUCGAACGCACUGGACGCGUUUGCGCACUACCGCAUCGCCGACCUGGAUGACCACGUCGAGGACCCGUCCAUCAACUACCUGGAGCAGCCGCUCUCCGCACUGAUGACGCGGAAGUGA